AUGAUUUAUCUCCUUUCAUUACUCUAAAUAACAAAUUUCUGAAAAAAAUUAUAGAACAAAUAAGUGUUAAUGGAUUCUAUGAUAAAUAAACUCAAGGACCUAAAUCAUCUGGACGAUGAAGAAGAUAGUGAGACAAAAGCUGACUGUCUAAAGGAUAAGAAAAAACCUGAUGCCAAACUAUCCAAUCUAGAUAAACUAUUUAAUGAACUUAACCUAAAUGAUGUAAGGGAAGACUUCUUACUCAAGCGAAUGAAGGUGGAGACUAGCAAUUCCAAUAACUAUCCUUAUAAGGAUUACUUUAACAACAGUGCCACCGAUAUACCUUGGGAUAAGGUGAGAGAGACAGGGGAUCCAAUGGGUCCCGAUUUUGAAAUUGAUUUUGAAAAUGUAUUCGAGGACGUAAGCAAACUGACCGAAGUGGAAAAGCAACUGCAGUUACUCUACAGACCGUUCAUCUGUCAAAUGGACCUCAAUUGCCGGUUCAAUAUGUACGAACUGUGCCUUCUGAUGGCCGAUUCCCGUUACGAUCCGGCUAGUCAUCCAACUGUGUCUGUGAAGGUAACUCAUCCCAGUGCCCAGGUGAAGAUCCAUGCGGCUGGCAAGAUUGUGGCCACUGCCUUAAACUCGGAUUCGGCCAGGAUUGCCCUGUUCAAGGUGAUCAGAGUUCUGCAGGAUCUGGACUACAAACCUGAUAUUAAGAACUUUGGCAAGAGCAUCGUGAAUGCCUCCUUCAGCAUGCCCUUUAAACUCGAUUUGGAGCUGAUGAGUCGCCUCCAUGCAGAGGAGGUCACCUACAAUUGGAGCAAGCGACCUUUUAUCACCUACACUGACGAAAAAGAAGGUGUAAGAUUUGCAGUUUUUCCCACGGGAUUUGUAUUGGUUCUUCACUCCAACGGGCACAGUGAGACCCGUGAGGCCAUAUCUGCAUUUCUGCCUAUUCUGGCUAAAUUCAAGAAUGGCUAUCCCACGGAUGCGGAAAAGGAGGGAAAACUGGUAGGUGAUCUGUCCUAUAAAUUGUUGUGGGAAAAGAGAUUAGAGGAGGACAAAGAGGGUUUGCUGCUCUACUGUUGAAGAAUUUUUUAUUUGUUUAAAUAAUCUUGUUAAAAGAAGCGUGAAAUAA
Drosophila suzukii is the source of this 1120-nucleotide messenger RNA. RefSeq names its product TBP-related factor 4 (gene Trf4). NCBI's taxonomy places the organism in Eukaryota, Metazoa, Arthropoda, Insecta, Diptera, Drosophilidae. Gene Ontology annotation, molecular function: DNA binding; general transcription initiation factor activity. Gene Ontology annotation, biological process: DNA-templated transcription initiation. The record is from RefSeq and is a predicted model, not a curated record.